UUCUUCUUCUUCUUCUCUGUUUCUUCUUUUUCUUGGUUUCUGCUUUCGUGUCGUCGUCGUCACUAUUUGAAUCUGAUUUUUGUCUCUCUGUUUCUUUCUCUAUUCUAUCUUCUUCCCCGAAUCCGAUUCUCUCUCACGUUUUUUGGAUUUUUUUUCAAAUCUCAACGGGAAGCAUCCUCUCAUUCUCCAUGCUUCUCAAAUUUUGAAUCUCGAGCUCUGUCGUUUAGUGACAAUUGGGGAUUUUCUUCAGCUCCGAUUCACCCAAUUUUUUUUUUCCGAUCGAUUCAGCAGAUUCGAUUCUGGAUUUUUCAACGGAUUCGAGUAGAAUAUGGCCAAGCGUGGAUAUAAACUCCAGGAGUUUUUGGCACAUUCUGCAAAUGUGAAUUGUUUAAGUAUCGGAAAGAAGACAUCGCGGCUCUUUAUAACUGGUGGUGAUGAUUAUAAAGUCAACCUUUGGGCUAUCGGCAAGCCUACUUCUUUAAUGAGUCUAUGUGGACAUACUAGUGCAGUGGAUUCAGUAGCUUUUGACUCCGCAGAAGUUUUGGUGCUUGCUGGAGCUUCUUCGGGUGUGAUCAAGCUCUGGGAUGUAGAAGAAGCAAAGAUGGUUCGAGCUUUUACUGGACAUAGAUCCAAUUGUUCUGCUGUUGAAUUUCAUCCCUUUGGUGAAUUUUUGGCAUCGGGGUCAAGUGACGCCAAUCUAAAGAUUUGGGACAUCAGAAAGAAGGGAUGUAUACAGACGUACAAGGGUCAUACUCGUGGCAUCAACACUAUCAGAUUUACUCCUGAUGGUCGUUGGGUAGUGUCGGGAGGACUUGACAAUGUUGUAAAGGUAUGGGAUUUGACUGCUGGAAAGCUUUUGCAUGAAUUUAAGUUUCAUGAAGGACCUAUCAGUUCGCUAGACUUCCACCCACUCGAGUUCCUCCUAGCCACAGGUUCUGCAGACAGGACUGUAAAGUUCUGGGAUUUGGAAACGUUUGAAUUGAUUGGAUCUACCCGACCAGAGGCUACUGGAGUUCGUUCAAUCAAAUUUCAUCCGGAUGGGCGAACCCUUUUUUGUGGUUUGGAUGAUAGCUUAAAGGUUUAUUCAUGGGAACCAAUAGUUAGCCAUGAUGGUGUUGAUAUGGGAUGGUCAACGCUUGGUGACUUAUGCAUCAGCGAAGGGAAGCUCUUGGGUUGUUCAUACUACCAAAAUUCCGUAGGGAUUUGGGUGUCAGAUAUAUCGCAAAUCGAGCCAUAUGGCAUUGGAUCUGCGGAUAAAAAAGAAUGCGUGGAGAAAAUACUCAGUGCUCUGGACGAUCAGUCCUCUGAUAGAAUAAGGAGUAGCCCAAGGCGCAGCUCAUCCCCAGAUUACGAGACAAAAGAGAUAAAAAAUAUAUACAUCGACUCUGCAGGUGGAAAUUCAGCUGUUGCACAUAAGUCAGUAUCUCUAAUUACUCCGAAAGUCAAGGCAACUUCUACUGGACAAGAAGUGGACAAUAAAUCUCUCAUAUUGCAAAGUGUUGUACCAUGGGAUUGUGAUAUUGGGAAAGACUCUUCUGAUUCAGGAAAGGAAUCUAUCACUUUCGCAAAAACAAAACCAGGCAUGCUACUGAGACCGGCUCAUGUAAGAAAGACGCCAACAAAGUAUGAUGAGACCAAGCAGUCAGUGGCCGUUCAAUCUGAGAUUCCAAAGAAAAGUGCAUCGGACGAUGAGAAGAAGCUAGAUACUGAGACAGCAUUUGAUUCAGAAAGAAGUGUCAGGAAACCAUUUGAUGUUGACGAUUCUAUCAUCAAGAGUAUAACCAACAAGUUUGAACAAGCUUUAUUACCAGAAUCACCAACUGGUAUGCUGCUCAAACCACCUCGUGUACAGAGAUCACCAAGUACUAAAUUCAAUGAGGCAAGAUGUGCGGCAUCCGUUGAUUCUGGAGCUUUAGACAGUAAAUUGAGUGGGUUAGAGUCCCCAAAAGACAUAGACUUGCCAACAGGGCUUAAGGAUGACAGAGGUAGUAAUCCGUGUGAGGACGAUAUCGAUAACAAGAGCAUUUCAAGCAGGCCAGAAAGAGUUCUAUCACCAGAGAAAGCUGGUGGUGAACUAAAAAGCCUUGAAUACCCAGGAGGUAGCAAAGGAUCAAACUCUGUGAAGGUUGUUAGAGGAGUAAAAGUUGUUUCGGGAAGGACGCGGUCAUUGGUUGAGAGGUUUGAAAGAGGGGAAAAAACUACUCACUCUGAAGACAAAGCAGCCAGUGCAACAAUAGUUCAGAGCUCUGAUGCUGUAGAGGAAGAGUCCCAGACAGCAUCUGUACAGGCAGUUAGCACGACGCCCACCCAGGUAAUGCCAGUUAAACUUGAUCAGGCAACUAACUCAACGCCAGUUGAAGCUCCUGUGUUAUCAACACGACGAACUAGAAGUACUCCAGUCAGAGUAAUGCCUGUGGUACUCGGUCGAGACACUAAUAUGGCAACUGAUGCGCCUCCUGUAACAUUCUCCAGCUCCAGUCAUGCCUAUGAUACCCAAUGAGACAUCAAAAAUAAAAUCUGAUGAGCCUCCUGUAACAUCAACUCGACCUGAUAGGCCUGCAUCUACUGAUUUGAUAUCUGAUGAGUCUCCUGUAACAUCAACACGACAAGCUAAGACUUCUCCAGCCCUAGUUACGCCUGUGAUACUCAGUCAGCGUCAAAAAACUAACAUGAAAUCUGAUGAGCCUCCUGUAAUAUCAAGAAGACCACUUAGGACCUCUUCAGCGCGAGUAAUGCCUGUGAUACUCAAUCAAGCAUCUAACUCGUAUGAUGAGCGUCCUGUAUCAGCUUCACGAUCAGCUAGAAAUUCUCCAGCCCGUGUAAUGCCUAUGAAACUCAAUCAAGCAGAAAAUAUGCCAUCUUAUGAGCCCCAAGUUGCAUUAACACGAUCAGCUAGGAACCAUGCCCGUGUAAUUCCUGGGAGAAACAACCAAGCAAGUAACUUGGCAUCUAAUGCAUCUCAUAUAAGAUCAAGGCAGCGAUAUAGCCCAACUCAAACGCUGGCAACACCUGCAGUACUUGAUCAUGUGACUGAUAUGACACUGGAUGAGGCAUAUAUAACGGAAACUCAACCAGCUUGUGAUAUUUUAACCCAGGAGGAAGAGCCUCAGAUAUCUGGGAGGGAAAAUGAUGGUGACAUUUGGGAGACUUUAAUGGAAACUCAUAAUGAAGUUUUAAACACUCUUCAAUCAAGGUUAACAAAAUUACAGAUUGUAAGACAUUUUUGGGAACGAAGUGAUAUUAAAGGUGCGAUCAUGGCCUUGAGAAAGCUGUCAGAUCACUCUGUUCAAGCAGAUGUGAUCAGUAUUCUAACUGACAAAACAGAGAUUUUAACAUUGGAUCUGUUUUCUCAGUUAGCACCCGUCCUCACAGGUUUGUUGGGCAGCAGGACUGAGAGGCCUGUAAAUGUCUCCUUGGAAAUGCUCUUGAAGCUUGUGGCAGUGUUUGGUACAGUUGUACAAUCAACUGUUUCAGCACGACGAGUCGUUGGCGUUGAUCUUCAUGCCGAAGAAAGGUUACAAAUCUGCCAAAGUUGUUCUGCGGAAUUGCAAAAGGUUCACAAGAUUCUUCCACUACUCACAAGGCGAGGUGGUCUCAUAGCAAGAAAGGCUCAAGAACUAAACCUAGUUCUUCAAACACCUUAGCUCCAGAUUCAGAUUCUCAGAUUCAGGCCUCUCUGUGACUUCUCCAUUUUGUACAUUAUGAAGAAACUGUCUUCAUGUUCCUUCAGGCGAUUUUGCAUCUGUUGCGUUGAAGACUCGCCGAACAGUCACAGUUUCUUGUGGCGGAUUUUGCGCCUGGGAAGAACACUGCGAAAAAUCGGUAUAUGCUGUAAAUCAAUCUAUGUCUGGGUUUAAAGUUGUUGUCCUUCUUUAGAUUCGUGAUUCAGUGAAUCUCAAAUGUUUAGCGAAAAUGGCAAUUACAAACGUCUCUCUCUUCAUGUGAAUGUAAUAUGCAAUCUUAAUGAGAAGACACCAUCAGUAUAUGAAUAUCAUUUGGCAAUCUA
This is a messenger RNA of Camelina sativa (false flax), 4006 nucleotides long. The record is from RefSeq and is a predicted model, not a curated record. Lineage: Eukaryota; Viridiplantae; Streptophyta; Magnoliopsida; Brassicales; Brassicaceae.